AUGCUUAUCAAAACUAAAGAUAUUUUUAUUAAACUUAUUAAUAUGAAUACAAUAAUAACAAAUAAAGAUUUUGAUAAUAUAUAUAAAGAAUUAGAUAAUAUAGAUAAAGAAUUUGAUAAUAUAGAUAAUGAAUUAAAUAAUUUAGAUUCUGAUAUAAUUAAUAAUAUUAUAAAUUCUAUAGAUAUAGAUAGGUAG
Scutellospora calospora is the source of this 195-nucleotide messenger RNA. The record is from the annotation of a GenBank genome assembly. Lineage: Eukaryota; Fungi; Glomeromycota; Glomeromycetes; Diversisporales; Gigasporaceae.